UUUCAGGUCACCUGUGGCAAUCUGUUUAUGCUAUAAGGGAUGUAAUCAGCCGUACUGUCUUUCAGUUUGGGUUUUACCAGGAAAAAUGGUCUUGAAAUAAACUGUAUGGGGUGGAGAGGGUGGACAACAAGGUCCAGAACUGCUGCUUAGUGGUGUCUGUGUGCCCCCUGCUGGGGGAGCUGAGACAUGCCUGUCUUGAUGGAGGUGCUGGGUUUCUGGCCAAAGCUGCUUCCAGCAUCAAAGGCAGUGGCCCUAUUGUGUGGGAAGGGAAGCAGAUGGUGCCAGACCCUUGAGGUGGAAUAGAUGGGGGGCAUGCAGGACAAAGGUACACAGCUAGAUAAAGACCCAGGUAUUGCCCUUGUCUGGGCCACUGCUCCCACAUUCAGGAACCAGACUUUAUGGGUGAGGACACACUGUUCCUCCUGUCAAGUUAAUAACUUCCUGCCCCAGACAAGAAUAUAGCUCUGCACCUACAGAAGGUCUCGCUCAGACUGCCUGUCAAAAACCAUCGUGCAGCCCAGGAUCAAGUACAGUCACAGGAAGGUGGGGUUUCAAGACAUCUCUCAAGGACUGCCCUUCUCCCGAGAAUUUCAAAAUGAAGGCCCAUAUACUUGUGGGUGUGCUGGUCACCGUUUGCUUCGCAGUGAGAAAGGCUCCUGUUCCUGAAGUCUGGACCUGCCACUUCUGCCUCUUAGAAGACUCUUCUGUAGGAUGCAUUUCAGGCUCAGAGGAGUGCACCGUCAGCAGCUCAUCACCAUACAUGGUGAUCAACAUCUAUUACACUAUCAAGGUUCGCUUCACCGUCCGAGGCUGUGGACAGUACAAUUCUUACUGCUGCCAAGAAAAAUGCAACACCUAUUUCCUGGAUUACUGGUACCAGGCCCAGUGCUGCCAGUGUGAUUACCGUAACUCCUGGUCCAGCCCCCAGGUCCAGAGCUCCUUUCCUGAUACCCCCAGUGGGUUUUUGGCCCUGCCCCUGUCUGAGUCCAGGAUCCGGCAGUUCUACCAAGCCUUGAACCUCUCACUGCCCCUAUGUAUUCAUCCUGAGAAGGAGCCUGAAGGCCUGGGCCCCCUAGCCACCUUGCCCCUGUACCUGGGCUUGUCCAUUGCUGACCUGCACCGCAUAUACAUGUUCCUCAACAGUUCAGGUCUUUUGAUUCUUCCCCAGACUGGGCCCUGACACCUUACCCUUUCUGGAUUCCACUCUGGUCUUGUUUCUCAGGCCUCCUUUCCUUUGUACUUCAGUAUCUAUAUGGCUUUGGUUUAAUUUCUUCCAGAAACCAGUUGGCAUUGCACCCAGUGCUUAUCUUCUUCCUAGAAAAUAAUCUGCCCAAGCUGACCUGGGAAAGGCACAGUGGUUUCCUCCUCUUUCCAUCAUCCGAAUGUUCCAUCACCUUCCCAGUCCCUUCUCAAUCUGGUCCCCUGCUGCCUCCUUUCAGUUCUAUAUAUAUAAAUAUAUCCCUUCCUGCUACGACUCAGGGCCAGACUGAGCUUGCCGCAGGAGGGAUGAAGGGUAGACCUCUGUGCAGACUUCCUGUUUUGGCUCUGGUGUCUUGCCUCACUGGCUCCACCACCCCACUUCCCCACUGGGCUCUUGCUUCCUUCUCUUAUCACUUGUUGCAGCCUGUGGCUUCCUUGGCCCCACUUCACAUCACUGAGUCCUGACACCCACUUCUAUAAGUGCCAGAGGAGAGGAGAGGGUCUCCCUGCUCAGCUCUACAUCCCUGAUUUCCUUCCUUCCACAGUAAAUGGACUGGGCUAAGUUGGUGUCACAUUGUUUAUGGGGUUAGGCUCAGGCAUGGGCAGGUGUAGACAGGUUAAGGACAGUUAAUUGGGCAUGGGGCUCAAAUAGGGUUGCAGAGCGUGGCCCCCUCCACUUGGCCUUUGUGACUUCCUCAUGGCCCAACCCCAGAGGACCUGCAUCCUUUCUAUGCUCUGCUCAGCUAGAGAUCAAAGUGAAGAUUGUGACUCCUUGUAGCCUUGAACAUAGCCUGCAAAACUUAGGAAGUUAACCCAGGUGGCAUUGGGUUUUUCUACCUAAGAAAGAAAAACUUUUUUGUUAAGCCAGAAACACUCAGGAAAAAUCAAAAGGCCCAGGUCUACAUAUCCAAGGCAAUAGGUGCUGAGGGACCUGGGUUCCUGCCUGUCCUCAGUUCUUUUCAGGAACUUUGCCACCCAGGACCUGCUCUGUUGAGGCUUAUAGGUGGGGAAAAGUACAGACAGUACUUUCCUGCAAUGGUUGGAUCUUCCACUUUAUUUUAUUUUUGGAAAAACUAAACAUACAGAAAGCAAUAAUGAAUGUUUGUAACUCAAUCUCUUCCACACAUGCAAUAAGCACUGGACACCCUGUUCUCUGAGCCAGACCUGGCAUUAAGCACCAGGAUUCACGUAUGAGUACAGCCAAAUGUCGGCCUUCCAAACCUCACAACCCAGUGCUGGGGUUAUGAAACCUUUUUCUGAAAAUGAGGAUAGCCUUGUGACUGGGAAGCCCAGUCCCCACAGCUCUGCCACCUGGGUAAAUUGGUCUCUGCCUCAUCUUGGGUACCUGCCAAGCCUCACAGAAGUGAGAACACACGUAAAUGUGUGUGUAGGUAGAAGAUAGGACCUCAAAAGUAGAUACAUGCCUUAGAGACAAAUGUGCACACAGAUUUUGGCCCAUUUGUUUUUAAACCUUUCUGGCAAAACAUGCACAUCCAUAAGAUAGGCUUUUGUACACUACACGUUUGCAUUAUCAGUAGGCAAGUUAGCAUAAAGGCCUUUAUCAGUACCCAAAGCUGCCUCUGUCCAUCCUCCCAGGCUUCCCCACGAACCCUCAGGAGUAGCCACUGGCCUAAGUUGUAGCAGCUUAGGUGAAUUUUUUUCUCUGCUUGAUAACAGUGGCAUCACACAACACAUACAACUAUGUGGUAUUCUGCAUGUCCAUUAACAGAUCUCUGUGGCCCCUUUUAACAGCCUGUGCCCUGGCAGGAGCACCAGUGUUAAUUUCCAGGUCAGGUGGCAGUUGGUGGUACAAAAAGGUACAGACCUUCAGUGUGUACCCCUCUUGCUGAGCCCACUUUCCCCUGUGACAUCAGUAUAAGAGAAAGGCCCAGAUUUAUCCACCUCUAACAAGUCAAACUGGAAGAUGGCCUCAGAAACUGAGGAACCCAAGGCCCAAAUUUGAGGAGUAACCAUUGUUUUUGAAGAGGAAGUGGAACCUGGAAUCAGAGAGGCCAGGGUUUCGCUAGGCCCGGCAUAUCUUGCAAAAUACCCUCCCCCACCAUCUCCUCCCUGGGCCUGGGCCUUCAGCAGCCCCACUCCCACUGACACCCACCUUUGCAUGGACCUCCCUGCCAGUCCCCCACACAGCUUUGGAUGUGACGGCACUGCUGGGAAUGCCCACCACCAGUUGCCAUAACAGAGCUUCCAGCUUGUCCUUUUUGUGCCUAGAGCUGAGUCCAAGACACGGAGGCCAGGCAGGAGCAGAGUUCAGCAGAGCUUACCUGCUCCCACAGUGUGGCAGGCAGGACCACCUCUGUCAGCCUCCCUUGCACCAGAAGAGGCAGACGAACCAUCCAUUUUGUACACUAAUUUACUUAAGAAUAUCUGGGGACUUAAGGCAAAGAGGACCCCGGUGGGAGAAGCAACAAAUCAGGGCAAAGAAGCAGACUAGAGGUGAGAGAAGAGACGAAGGUGUCAAACUGAUAACUUGAAGGGAGAACUCGAGAGAAUUCUGGAGAGGGGGCCAAGGGAGAGGGGCAGAGUGGGAAUACAAGUAUUGAGGGGAGUCAACCAAGAGACAGUCAAGGCUGGUGUCCAGUAACUUGAGGGAAGCAGGAAAGGCUUGUGGAGACACUGGAAGUUAUCCUUGCUGUGCCCAGGUAAAAAUCAGGAGGAUGGCUGGAAACUGGCAGGAUUUUAUUCCAAAGGUCUCUGCAGAAGUUCUAAGGAAUAUAGAGCACUCUGUUCUGAGGGUUGUUGCAGAAGUCUGUGAAGCAACAUUGAGAGAACAUCUGGAAGCCAAUCACUGGAGAAGUGCAGGUGUGUGAGCAAUCACCCAUUUGCUCCUUGCUGCGACAGCCACUCACCAUGAUGUCAGAACCACUGUCUGGGAAGCAAUAGCAGCAGUCAGUGGUAUGGAGGUCCCAGGCAAAGCCCCAAGCCCCUGCCCCCUCCACAUACCCUGCCCUGACCCCACAAACUGCAAAAUAAAGAUUCUGUAGCUGGGAAGGAGCAGGGAGUGCCAGAGAAUCACCAGCCAUGAACUGCAAAAGCUUCCCACAGAAAGUUGGUGGGAAAGAGCCAUUCAAAAUACAGUGACUGCUGGAGAUGGCUAAAUUGGGAUUUGUGGAGCCAAGAGUUGGAGAACCAGCACUUUGUCUGGAACUAUACAAUAAAAAGUUGGCAGAUGACAUCUUA
Messenger RNA from Manis javanica (Malayan pangolin), 4398 nucleotides. It is a transcript of the gene LY6G5B, whose product is annotated as lymphocyte antigen 6 family member G5B. Gene Ontology annotation, cellular component: external side of plasma membrane. Lineage: Eukaryota; Metazoa; Chordata; Mammalia; Pholidota; Manidae. The record is from RefSeq and is a predicted model, not a curated record.